This is a messenger RNA of Symbiodinium pilosum, 190 nucleotides long. NCBI's taxonomy places the organism in Eukaryota, Dinophyceae, Suessiales, Symbiodiniaceae. The record is from the annotation of a GenBank genome assembly.
AUGGGAGGAGGCACUUUCGAUGUCUCGCUCCUGACCAUCGAGGAUGGUAUCUUCGAGGUGAAGGCCACGGCGGGCGACACCCACCUGGGUGGCGAGGACUUCGACAACCGCGUGGUGGACUUCUGCAUCCAAGACUUCAAGCGCAAGAACCGCGGCAAGGACAUGGCCGGCAACCAGCGCGCCAUCCGAC